Dermatophagoides farinae (American house dust mite) is the source of this 4426-nucleotide messenger RNA. The record is from RefSeq and is a predicted model, not a curated record. NCBI's taxonomy places the organism in Eukaryota, Metazoa, Arthropoda, Arachnida, Sarcoptiformes, Pyroglyphidae.
AAAAAAAUCUUCAAUUACGAUUGGCAAAAAAUAUUUCAUUAGCAUGGCGUAAUCUAUCCUAUGAAGUUAAUGUCGGUUGGUUUGCUAGUGUUGGUGGUUUUGGUGAACGAAAAACCAUUCUGAAACGCUUAAAUGGACAUCUUAAUUAUCAUAGUUUGAAUGCAUUUCUUGGUCCAAGUGGUGCCGGUAAAACAACAAUGCUUAACUGUCUGAAUGGUACACAUUCAAAUGGUAUGACAAUUGAUUCAGAAAUUUAUCUAAAUCAACAUGAUGAUGUGCCGAAUAUCCGUUAUGUUGAACAACAUAUACAUGAAAAUAUUAUCGGUAAAAUGUGUGUUGGUCAGAUAUUAUAUUAUGCAUUUCGUUUCAAAAAUGAUGCAAAAUAUUGGAAUCAAAUGAAUCAACAUAUACUUUCGGUGUUGAAUGAACUUUUACUCGAUAAAACCAUAUUGGAUAAUCAUUUUGAGAAAUGUUCCGGUGGUGAACAACGACGUAUUGCCAUCGCACAGGAAUUAAUGUCAUUGGAAAAGCCAACGUUUUUGUUCGUCGAUGAACCAACAACCGGACUCGAUAGUAAUGCUUCAGCAUUGGUCAUGCAAUGUUUACGAAAAUUAGCUGAUAAAAAUCGAUUGACUAUUCUGGUUUCAAUACAUACACCAAAUUCAGACAUUAUGACUUUAUUCGAUAAAGUGUUUAUUCUGGCAAAAGGUGGCGUUUGCAUCUAUUCUGGACCACCAGAAAAUAUGCGUGAUAAUCUUAAACAAAAAAUUAAUAUCGAAUUCAACAUUGAAAAGCCACCGAUUGAAGAAUAUUUGGAAUUAGCUUGUAAAGGCAUUGCAAAUGAUCAUGUUUGUCAAUUAGCUGAUUCAACUUUGUACGAAGAACAUGAAAAAUUAGAUCCAUUAGUUGAUAAUCUGAAAUUCAUGUCCAAUGGUAUUCGACAACGACGAAAACAAUUCCUAUUUGGUGAUCUAUUAUUACAAAUAUAUCGAAUGUUUAUAAUAACAUUCAUCGAUGAAUACAGGAAUUUCUUGAUGCAAUUUCCAUUUUUUUUCUUCAUAAUCAAUUUUAUUGCAACAUUUUUCGAUCAAAAAAUAACACAUGCUGAAACAUGUUAUUCAUUCGAAGCUGAUGAUGGUGAUUUCAAUAAUUUAACAUGUCGCGAUAGAUUACAUGCUGAAGCAUUGACCAAUGAAUAUCGGAUAAAUCAAUGGCUAUAUAUGACAUUGGUAUCAUUAAGUAUAAUGUGUAUGAGUAGCUUAUUUUUCAAUCCAAUACUCAAAGUAUUUCGUAAUGAACAUCGUAAUAAAUGGUAUAGCCUCGGUACUUUCUAUUGGUCAUUCACUGUUGUACGAUUUAUUGAAUUAACUAUAAUUGCUUGUCUUAUCAGUUUGGUUGCAUAUUUUGCCAUCGAUCAUCUUUAUAUUGAUCAUUAUCAAAUGAAUUGGAAUCGUUUUGCAAAUUUCUUCUAUUUUAUAUGGCUCAAUAAUUUAUAUCAACAAAGUUUAGGCUACUUAAUUUGUUUGAUAUUUUUAGAAAAAAUUGAAGUUGCCAUUUUAACAUCAUAUAUAUUGGUUAUCUGUGAACAAUUUUUCACCGGUUAUAUGUUUAAUCCAUAUAGAAUGAAGAAUAUGCCGUCGAUAUUUCUAAAAAUUUCAGAAUUAUUAUCAUUUAAAACAUGUCCAAAUGGAUUAAUGUAUACAAUAUAUGGAUUGGAUAGAUGUGAUGAUAAAGUUGAUCAAACAAAAGUAUCGUUUGUACUUGAAGAUUUUGGUGUUAACGAACAAACCGUAUAUGAAGAUUCAUAUUUUAUGAUCAUCAACAUUGUCAUCAUUCGUUUUCUUGUAUUCAUUUUGAUGGUAUAUCAUUUUAGCGGAAUCUUUCGAUCAAAAAGAUUUCAAAAAUCUGAAAAUUCCGAAGCAAUCAAAUCAAUUGAUUAUGGAGAUUGUUCUAGCAUGAAUGAAAAUAUUGAAAAUCUUCACAAAACUGUUCGAAUCAAAAAGGAAGAUGAACUUGGUUUUGAACAUUUUUCUCGACAUAAAAUUAUUGUUGCUUGGCGAUCGCUUACUUUGUUUGGAACUAAAUCCAUCUACGAAAUUCGAAGUGUAGAAAAAGAAGGACCAAAUUCUAAACAAAUUCUGAAAAAUUUGAAUGGUCAAUUCCAUUUUGGCACCAUUAAUGCAUUGAUGGGGCCGUCUGGUGCCGGAAAAACUUCACUUUUAAAUGUUCUUAACGGCCGGUCUAAAACUCGAUUAAGCGAUAAUACCGAAUUCUUUCUCAGUAAAUUUACGCCCAUACGUGUUUGUUAUCUUACACAAGAAGUUUCUGGCCAUUUGCUACCCGGUUUGACAGCCAAACAGAGUUUGAUUUAUGCAUCAAUGUUGAAAAAUGCCAUGGAAAAAGAAAAAUUGAAUCAUGAAGCAAUCGCUAUGAAAAUUCUUAAAGAAUUAGAUCUGACUGAUACAAAAGACACUUAUGUGCAAAAUUGUUCCGGUGGUCAACGGAAACGUUUGGCACUGGCUCUGGAACUGACAUCGAUGCGUAUGCCAAACUUGAUUUGUAUCGAUGAACCAACAAGUGGUUUGGAUUCAAGUUCAGCUCAAGUUGUCAUGUCAUGUUUGCGACAAGUGGCUCACCAUCACAACAUUUGCAUCAUCACAUCGAUCCAUCAGCCAACUGCCGAAGUGUUUUCCAUGUUUGACCAGGUUUAUGUUCUAGCUAAAGGUGGUGUAUGUGUCUAUUCGGGUCCACCAUCCGAUAUACGUCAACAUUUGACCAAAGUUUCAGACCGAAUGGAUCAAGAUGAUAUCUUUCCAGUUGAAGAGUUGAUCAAAUAUUCUUGUUUCGGAUAUAAAAAUGAAUUCGUAAAAAUGUUGGCUCGUUCAUCAAGCGAAACAAUUCUAACAAAAGAUUCAUCUUUAUCUGAUGAAACUACACCCGUAUUGGAUGGUAUACCUACAAAUCAUAAUCGUUUUACAUUAAAAUCCGUUGGUGUAUUAAUACUUCGUUAUAUACAUUAUAUUCAUGGUUAUCUAUGGCAAAGUAUAUGUAUGAUGUAUGGUCUAUAUUUAUUUUUUGCUAUAUCACUAACUAUCAUAUUUGAUCAUAAUAUGAUUUAUCAUGAUGGUUGUGUAAGCUUAGAAGAUGAAUUCAAUAGUACCUGUAAUCAAACACAAGAAAAAGAUGAUGAAGAUUUUGAUCUACAAGCAUCAUUCACAUAUAUUUGUUGGUCAUAUGGUCUAUUUAUAUUUUUGGUUCUACUUCAAGCUUCAAUUAUGUUUUCAAAGGAAAUUGUUUACUUUUUCAAUGAACAACGAAAUGGUUGGUACAGUACUGGUUCAUUUUAUUUCAUGAAAAUAUUUACAGAACUAAUACCUAUAAUUCCGGUCAUUUUCAUUUAUGGUUAUAUUAUCAAUAUAUAUGAACCGAUAUUACCGAACAUUUAUUAUCCAAUAAUUUUUUAUCUAAUUCUUGGCACAUUAGCUGCACAAGCCCUUGGACAUUUGAUUGCCAUAUUUACAUUAGGUGAAUUUAUUGCCUUAAUCAUAUCGAUACCAGCAAUACAGACUGUAGCAUUAUUGUUCAGCAAUAUGGCAACACCAGUUCGACGUUUACAUUAUUUAUUUCAAUUUUUAUCAAAUUUUUCACCAACACGUUUCGGUAUUGAAGCAUUUUCAUUAUUACAAUAUGGAUUCAAUCGUUGUCGUCGUAAACAGGUACAGAAAAUUUUAUACUUAUUAGGAAUGGAAAAUGAUGAACAUGAACAUCAUUCAUCAUUUCUAAUGAAUACGAUUAUCAUGUUAACAUUUAUCGUCCUUUUCUAUCGUAUAUUGGCAUUAUUAUUGUUGAUAAUGAAAACAAAUCGAUAUGAAUGUCGUCGAAAACGUGCACAAAAUAUUGCCAAUUAUCAUCGAAAUCUUAAAUCAUCCAAUGUAUUCAUACCUGGUCUACAAUGUCAUAAUGAUCUGAUUAUUCGAAGAAUUCAAAUUUGAUUCUUUUUUUUCUCUCUCUCUCAAAAAAUGUACUUUUGUUUGUACUAACAAGUACAAUUUAGAUUAACUAUUCGAUUCGUUUUUCUUUUCAAAAUUUAUAAUUUUAACCUUGGAAUUUUAAUUUAGAAAUAUGAAACAAAAUUGACAAAAAAAAAAUUGAUAAUCACAGUCAAUGAAUGAAACCAGAAAACAUGCUGUUUCCAUGAAUGAGAUGAUGAUUUGACCAUUCAGUAUAAACAAAGAAUGAUUGAUGAAAGAAUUUAUUUAUCAGUAAAGAAAAAAGAAAAUCAAUAAUCAUAAAUUAUCAUAAAUCAUAAGUUUUGUACAUUUUAUUUCACAUGUAUAUAAGAUCAGCCAAAAACUUUUAGUAUCAUUCAUUGCAACGUAAUCACGUAUUGAAUAGUGUCAAUCAUCAUUAAUUUCAAACUAUUUUA